Molecule: messenger RNA, 1263 nt
Organism: Knipowitschia caucasica
Lineage: Eukaryota; Metazoa; Chordata; Actinopteri; Gobiiformes; Gobiidae
Source: the annotation of a GenBank genome assembly
AUGGCCAUGAUGGCGGCAGUCAUGAGCAGCACGAGCGCGUGUGUAGAACUAGAGCCAGAACCCAAAUCUGGACCCACAGCUGGGUCAGGAAAGAGACGUACCCCCGCAGAGGAGGGGCCGGGGCCUGAGCUGCUGGGGGUGGGGCCUGUAGACUCCUCUGACUCUGAGGACAGCGAGUUCUCUGGACUGGAGGAUUCUGGGUCUGACUCGGACUCUGACGAAGAGGAGGAGGAGGAGGAGGAAGAGCAUGAAGAUGACGGUAGCGAUGAGGACCAGGAGGAUAAACAAGAGGAUGACAAAGCUCAGGGGGCAGUAGAGAACCACACGCAGGUCCAAAUGGAGAAACUGAAGAUGGAUGAAUAUGAACAUGACUCGUCUGACGAAGAGGAUAUCAGGAACACGGUGGGGAACAUCCCGAUGCACUGGUACGCAGACUUCCCUCACAUCGGCUACGACCUCGACGGACAGAAGAUCCUCAAACCCAUCAGGACCAAGGACGAGCUGGACCAGUUCCUCAACAAGAUGGAGGACCCUGACUUUUGGAAAACUGUUCCGGACGCGAGCACAGGGAGAGACGUGGUCCUGACUGAGCAGCAAGUGGCACUGGUGAAGCGGCUGCAGAAAGGACAGUUUGGAGAAGUCAACUUCAACGAGCACGAGCCCGCGGUGGACUUCUUCAGCUGUGAUGUCAUGAUUCACCCAGUCACAAAUCGUCCCAGUGACAAACGCAGCUUCAUCCCCUCACUCAUCGAGAAGGAGAAGGUCUCCAAACUGGUUCAUGCCAUUAAGAUGGGCUGGAUCAAACCACGUCGGCCUGAGGACGUCUCCAGGGGGCGCUACUACGACCUGUGGUCAACAGAGGACCCUAAAUUUAGAGACCUCAGACUUCACGUCCCCGCUCCGAGAGUCCCCCUGCCUGGACACGAGGAGAGCUACAACCCUCCCCCUGAGUACCUGAUGUCCCCUGAGGAGAGGGCAGUGUGGGAGCAGCAGGACCCUGAGGACAGAAAGUUGCCCUUCAUCCCAAAGAAGUUCUUGAGUCUGCGCCAGGUCCCGGCGUUCGAUCACUUCAUCCACGAGCGCUUCCACCGCUGCCUAGACCUGUACCUGUGUCCACGGCAACGCAAGAUGAGAGUGAAUGUGAACCCUGAGGACCUGAUCCCCAAACUUCCACGACCCCGUGACCUGCAGCCGUUUCCCACCACACAGGCAAUGAUUCCAGUGGGACAGAAGGGGCCUACGGGGGGUCUAGGGGGGCUCUGA